CAACACAUGCAGGAGAGAAAUUGAAAGUGUAGCACCAUUUUAUCGGCGUACUGUCUGUUUUUAGUGGAUUGAAAGAAUUGAAGAAAAAGAUUGAAUUUAUAUUUAGCAGCUUUUACAGCUGAACCCGGAGUUAAAGCUGGAAGGAGGCGGCGGAUCGCAGAUAUGCACGCAGCAGGAUGGAUUUUAUGUAACUCAAAUGCAACGUGAUGAGAUAACGAUGAAGAUGAUGAUGGCCCAGGGCGAGAAAGAUCCGAAACAUACCAACCAAGUCGUACUGGUCAAGAGAAUUAUAAUGAAGCAUGAUAAUCCGGUCCAGCAGGGUUUUGGGAAGCCCAGCGUGUAUCACGCUGUUGUGGUCAUCUUCCUGGAGUUCUUCGCCUGGGGUCUCCUCACAACGCCAAUGCUUACUGUUUUACAUGAAACAUUCCCCAAACACACCUUCUUAAUAAAUGGCCUCAUUCAGGGAGUGAAGGGUCUGCUGUCGUUCAUGAGCGCUCCAUUAAUUGGCGCUCUGUCAGAUGUUUGGGGCAGACGAUCGUUUCUUUUGGUCACUGUGUUCUUCACAUGUGCUCCUAUUCCACUCAUGAGACUCAGUCCGUGGUGGUACUUCGCCAUGAUAUCUGUGUCCGGCGCUUUUUCCGUCACCUUCUCUGUGAUCUUUGCUUACAUCGCAGACGUGACGGAUGUACGUGAGAGGAGUACGGCGUAUGGACUCGUUUCUGCGACGUUUGCGGCGAGUCUGGUGACGAGUCCUGCCAUUGGCGCAUACCUCUCGGCCAGUUACGGUGAUAAUCUGGUGGUGCUGUUGGCGACGCUCAUCGCUCUGGCCGACAUCUGCUUCAUACUGCUGGCCGUCCCAGAGUCACUGCCGGAUAAAAUGAGACUCAACACAUGGGGAGCGCCCAUAUCCUGGGAACAGGCCGAUCCGUUUGCUUCUUUGCGUAAAGUUGGGCAGGACACAACAGUUCUUCUCAUCUGUAUAACAGUGUUUUUGUCGUAUCUCCCCGAGGCGGGGCAGUACUCCAGCUUCUUCCUCUAUUUGCGUCAGGUCGUUAACUUCUCACCCAAAACGAUCGCUGUGUUCAUCGGCGUGGUGGGAAUCCUCUCUAUCGUGGCGCAGACGCUGUUUCUCACUUUAUUAAUGAGGACGAUCGGGAACAAGAACACAGUUCUGUUGGGUUUGAGUUUCCAGAUUCUGCAGUUGGCCUGGUAUGGUUUAGGAUCAGAGCCGUGGAUGAUGUGGGCGGCCGGCGCGGUGGCAGCUAUGUCCAGCAUAACAUUCCCUGCAGUGAGCGCUUUAGUGUCACGCAAUGCAGAUCCAGAUAAACAGGGACUGGUCCAGGGAAUGAUAACCGGAAUUCGGGGUCUCUGCAACGGUUUGGGUCCCGCGCUGUACGGCUUCAUUUUCUUCCUCUUUAACGUAGAGCUGAGCGGAAUUACAUCAAUUGAACCUGACUAUGCAAUCCCCCUACAGACCCCCACGGAGAAGACAGCAAUCCCUGGUCCGCCAUUCCUCCUUGGCGCCUGCACGGUGGUGGUUGCAUUUGUAGUCGCUCUGUUCAUCCCAGACGACCCAACACCGCCAGCGUCUCCCUGCCUGAGCUGUAAGACCAGCACGAGUCUGGCGGGAGCCCACACCAACACCCCGCUGCCGGGGAGCGACGAAGACUUCGAACCUCUGCUGGAGGACAGCAAUGUGUGACUGAUUCCUGAAAUGAAUGAUGUUUGGAAUAGAGAAACGAAAGCAUCAAAACAUCACAAACCCUCCCCCAUUCAGCGACUUACAUUUGGGAGCGUGCAGUAUUUAUUUAGUCUGUUUUAUUCUGGUAUAUCGGUUUUAAAGGGGUAUCGGUCACAAGCCGAUAUCGGCUUUUAUUGAGCAUUUGUACAUUGUUUUACUUUAAAUACACAACUGAAUCAAUACACUAAGGGCUUGAUCAUUGGGAUCAGAUACGCUGUUGUGGAAACAGAGUUGCGUUCUGGUUGGUUCUCGAGGAACUUCGGUUUGAUUGGUUCUUCUGGAGUUACAAUGCAGAGCUCUUCAUGUAUAUAGAUCUUCGGGCGAAGUGCAGUAAAGUGUGUCGUUGAUGGAGCUUGUGGUGUCUUGAAGCUUAUCGUUGUAGUUGACGAGAUGCCGUGGUUUCCGUACACAAGCCUUAAAGUCACAUAUCCUGAGUGGAAUGAAAAGGUUUGAAUAGAUUAGAAAUGCAUCCGGUUGCAAGUGCAUGAUGAGUAUUUGUGGUGAUCUUAACCAAAGCGAAGAUAUAGAGCACCAGAGGUUUGGUCUAGAGUAGUUACUGAUGCUAACAUAGUUAUUUAGGCCAGUUGGUUGUAUCAUAUGGACACGACUUUAUGGUGAAGUUGUGUGAAAUUUGUGUGUGAGUAGGUAAACAUUCUAUGCAGCAGUGUAGGGAACAGUCAAAAUCUUUUGUCUCACAUUUUAGUCAACUUGAAAUCAAAAUUGACCCCAUUUACUAGAGGAAGACCGAUAUAUCGGUUUUACCGAUUUUAUCGGUUAUCGGCAAAAAUCUAUGCUGAUAGUCGCCAAUAGUUUUUUUUUUUUUUACAUUUAUUUAUUUUUUAUUCCUCUGUGUUUCUCUGUGGCCAGUGCUGGAGGACACAACAUUUAAAAUGGAUUGGUUCUAUAGUAUAACAGCGGAUUCAAGAAGAGAAAUAAGAACAAUCACGGACCUCGUGGGGAUUUGCCUCGUGGGAAUCUAAAUUUUGCAUCAUUGACAAUAUUCAUCCAUAUUUUUAUCCUCACUUCAAUGCAUAUUUUGUUAUUCUAAUUAAAUCAGAUAAUCAAGUAUUUUAAAUUGAAGUGAGGUCAUGCAAAAAAAUAAAAAUAAAAAAAUACUAUAUGGAAACGUGCACAUCAGCACAUACCGUCAGCACAUACAUCAUUUCUUCAACUUCACCUGGUGAAGAUAAAGGCAAUAAAAAGCUCAAUUUGGUAAAUACUUAAUAUAGAGCAUUGUAAUGGGGCCAAGUCUCCUUCAUUUCAAAAUAAGAGUCCCCAAUGUGUUUCAGGCUGGUUUAUCAUUAUAAGUCCCGCAUUAUGCACCAAAUCUUCAUUAUUUUCUGUUUAUUAUUGGGAAUUUGGUUGAACGACAAACUGCAUUCAGGAUUUUAUUUAUUUUUGACUCUUGGAGUCUUUGUGUGUUGGCCCGUCAUAUUAAUAUAAGACAACAAUUUUUUUUAGCAUUCUAUACAUUUAUUUUAUAAACUAUCAGCUGAUUAAUCAGUUAUCUGCCUUUCUACCACCUUAGUUAUCGGUAUCGGCAAAAUCCACUAUUGGUCCAACUCUAUUUCCUUUCUUUAUACACAUCGCUAUUGUGCUCGAAUAAUCUGUUUAAUAACCUGCUCUGCCUCUGAAACAACUUUCCAUUUCUGCUGAUGUCAUCAAGGCCGCUCAAGUUUCAGCCAAUGGGGCCGGCGGCCAAUCGGCCACUUUUCACCAUUAAAUCAGUUCCUGAUAAAAAAAUUUAAAAAAUCAAGUUUCACCCUUCAUUAUUUUCUUUGCAUAUUCUGUUUCACUCUGAAAUACAGAUUUAGGAAGUAUAAUGGGUUGCGAAUGCCGUUUCAUGUUGACUUUACGCUUGUGCUCAGCGAAUAAUGGUACAUUACUCAUGUGUAACCAGAUCUGGUAUUCUGUAUGUCUUUUAAAUAGUACAAUAUUACUUUAAAUAUAACAUUAGUACUUAGUGAAAUCGUACCUUUCAGUUUUUCUGUCAAAGAAAGAAUUGCAUUGUGCAAUAGUUGGAGCUAUACUUAAAACAUUUAUAAUUAUAGGAUUUUUUUUUUUUAAGUAGCCAACAUCUACACACCAGCUACCUCAUUUUUGGAGGUUUUGAUUUUGUGGAAUGAGGUGAGAAUUUUACUUAAUGUAUAACCACAUUCCAUUCGAUAGAGAUUUUUGCACUCGUACAAUAAUCACGGUUCCCACAGACAUACAAAACCUGGAAAUAUCAGGGAAUUUCCAAACUGUGAUUUCCAUGUUUGUAAAUUACACAUUUUUUAAGCCGAAUAUUUGUUUUACAUGCUCACAUUCUUAUGAAUUUACAGAAGGCUGCUUUACAUUUGCAUUUGAUUUGUGUGAAGAACCCUGUGGAGCAUCUCAUUAAAGUCAUCGGUGUGACAUGCACACAGUAUUUCCUCCUUCACAUGCACAUUAUUUCCUUUAAGUUUCAGCAUUCCAUGCAAACACAGCGGCCGCCGCAGUAUUUCAAUUCAGACACUUUCCAUGACCCGCAAAAAUGUCCGAAAUUGCGAUUAGAAUCCCAAAUUCUUUCCAUCAUUUAUUCUCCACUUCUGACCUUUUUUCAAUAUGUUUGCAUUGUUGAAACUCCCAGGCAUAUUUAUCAUGCAGUAAAGCGAUGCGUAAGGUUUUAAACUGUGCAAGUGUGAGUGUGUUAAUGACAAGAUGGUGGAAAUUGACAUUCCACGGUGGAUAAGCGCUUCGGUCCUGGACCGGCCCGUGCACUUUGGGUUUUGUAUUUAUAGGAGAAAAUGUGCACAGCGUGUAACAGUAGAUUUAAAAAUGUAAUAUAACGACUGUAAAGUAUUGCAUAUGCAUUGAAUAGUAUUUAAGAAAUUUUUACAUGUUGCAAGACAAUAUUUUUGGAACCGACUCUGACAGGUCACUCCAAAUAAUAUGUUGACAAAUGUCUCUUGCCGGUUUGUAAUUUUAGCUUAUUUCUUUCUUUCUUUUUUUUCUUCACAUAACUGAACAUGUGGAGUAUUUGUGUGUCAUUUGAACAAGACACACAAGCUGCCUGAAGUGUAAAAAUGUUCAUUUGUAGUAUCUGAUUAUGACUGUAAAUAACGAGUUCAUGGUACAGCUGUAAUAGCUGUUGAAAAUGUACAGGAACCUUUGUGUAUUUAUUGUCAUGUAUUGUGGGAAUCUAUUGCAUAGGUGCAAAUGUUGAAUAAACAACAAGA
This is a messenger RNA of Myxocyprinus asiaticus (Chinese sucker), 4941 nucleotides long. Its product is annotated as hippocampus abundant transcript 1 protein-like. Gene Ontology annotation, biological process: transmembrane transport. Gene Ontology annotation, molecular function: transmembrane transporter activity. The transcript is spliced from 12 exons. Gene Ontology annotation, cellular component: membrane. Bases 197 to 1702 code for a protein of 501 amino acids. NCBI's taxonomy places the organism in Eukaryota, Metazoa, Chordata, Actinopteri, Cypriniformes, Catostomidae. The record is from RefSeq and is a predicted model, not a curated record.